AUGCCUAUUGCAUUUUCAAGAUCUAGAGCGACCUCAUCAUCAGCUUCAGUAGACCCAGCAGUUAUCAAAAAAAAAGAGUUAACAGAAUUAGGCGAAAAAAUAAUAAAUGAUAUAGGGAAAGCCACAAAAUCAAUGAUAAAACAUUCAAAUGUUCACGAUAAUAUGAUGAUAAUUUCAAAAUCUUUUGCAGCUCAUGAGGGUAAUAUUGCACAAACUGAAGAAUUAAUAAAGCAAAUGUCUGCAUUAUCAAAAGAAUUAUCGAAUCAAGUUGGCUUAUUACAAUCAUCACUUGAUUCAAUGGAGCCUUUAAAUAAUAAUAUCGUCAAUACAUCACAAUCAAUUCAUAGAAUAGCACCAUGUUCAAAACCCCAUUUUUAA
Molecule: messenger RNA, 378 nt
Organism: Dictyostelium purpureum
Lineage: Eukaryota; Evosea; Eumycetozoa; Dictyosteliales; Dictyosteliaceae
Exons: 2
Coding region: 1-378 (125 amino acids)
Source: RefSeq, a predicted model, not a curated record